AGCUCCCAAGGCUGCUUUGAAUCCCUACCGCACAGACUCAGAGCCCCAUGCCCGAAGGCGUUGGUUGCGCCGUGUCUAUUGUAUCCCUGGUCGUGUGUGUUUGUACAUUUCUCGGGACGUGAAAUUGAGAGUGAAAAGCAUGGCAGAUGAGCAAGAAAUCAUGUGUAAAUUGGAAAGCAUUAAAGAGAUCAGGAACAAGACUCUGCAGAUGGAGAAGAUCAAGUCACGUUUGAAGGCUGAGUUUGAGGCCCUUGAAUCAGAGGAGAGGCACCUGAAGGAAUAUAAGCAGGAGAUGGACCUGCUGCUACAGGAGAAGAUGGCCCAUGUGGAGGAACUCCGACUGAUCCAUGCUGAUAUCAACGUGAUGGAAAACACCAUCAAACAGUCUGAGAAUGACCUAAAUAAGUUGCUAGAGUCUACCCGGCGGCUACAUGAUGAGUAUAAGCCACUGAAGGAACAUGUCGAUGCCCUACGCAUGACUCUAGGCCUGCAGAGGCUCCCUGACCUAUGUGAAGAGGAGGAGAAGCUCUCCUUGGAUUACUUUGAGAAGCAGAAAGCGGAGUGGCAGACGGAGCCUCAGGAGCCCCCCAUCCCUGAGUCUCUGGCCGCUGCAGCCGCUGCUGCCCAGCAACUCCAAGUGGCUAGAAAGCAGGACACUCGGCAGACAGCCACCUUUAGGCAGCAGCCCCCACCUAUGAAGGCCUGCUUGUCAUGUCAUCAACAAAUUCAUCGAAAUGCACCUAUAUGUCCUCUGUGCAAAGCCAAGAGCCGGUCCCGGAACCCCAAAAAGCCAAAACGGAAGCAGGACGAAUGAAGAGAUGGAGAACACAUAGAGCUCUGCUACCAUAACCCUUCCUCUUGGCCAGAGUGAUUAAUGUCCUGAUUUGAAACCACCCUACCCCAACUCUACUGAGUUUCCUAUUUGAUGUGAUGGAAACACGACCCUUCUCACUUUGUUCUUAUUUCUUUCUUCUCUUGGGGUUUCUGACUUAAGAAGAGAUGGUUCAGGUGCCAGUGACAGUGUAUCUGAUGAGCCCUUCUCUCCCACCCACAUUUUAAUCCCUGCCCUUGUUCAAAGCUGAGGGAAGGGCAGAAGGGCCAGAUAUGAUUCUCUCCUCUUGUGUCUGAGGCCUGGGGCCUAAGGGUUGAGGGCUGGAGGAGGUGAAGGCUCCAGUGUGCUCCCUCCCUGUACUUUUGCCUUAGGCUCUGAAGGGACAGCAGUCUUCUUGCUGGACUUUCCAGAAGACUUGGUGUAUAUAUCUUCAUCAUAUGCCCCCUAAUUUCAUCUCAUCUAAGCAAGGCCCAGAGGAAAGUUGGACAAGCCCUCCUUUCCAUUCAUUUAGGAGGCUUGGCUGCUAUUAUGGAGUUCACUUCCAUGCCAGUCCCCCAGAUAUGCUGAAGUUCUCAAACACAGGUUGUGUGCCCAGAGAUCUUGAGGCCUGCAGGCUUUUCCCAUUACCUUCAUUUUUCAAAUCAGUCGCAGAAAUUCCCUCUGCAAGUCCUAAAUAACUUGCUGCCUAAAUCAUUGGGCUCUACCGUAGGGAAACCUUAGGAUGAGAAGGGCCCAGCACAUCUGUUUUACCAAAUGUUCAAAACCAUUUUUGUUCAAAACCAUUAUUCUGGCAUUUACUCAAUGAUAUAUCCUAGGGGUUAGAGGCAUGAGUUGAGAUUCAAGUGAGUGCUGACCAUUUUACAUAUGUAAAAGGGUGGGACUUCCCUUCCAUUCAUCUCUCCCUCUCUUGAGUUUGCCCUCUUAUGUAAGGUAAGGUAGCCUCAGCUCAGGUCAGCUGCAGGCUACCCCCUUUCCAAUAGAUUCUGUUGGUGGCCUUCCCUUACAAAAGAAAAGGCACUGGACUCCCCAGGCCUUCAGUUCUCCUCUCUACCAAAAUCAGAUUGCUAGUCAAGUCACUCUCAGACUUAAAGGACAGAGAUGGGGGUUGUCUUUAGAUCCAAGUCUCAGUCCCUGACUGGGUAAAGGGGGUAUUUUCCCUUCCUUUCUUAACUGUAAUUUUAAGUUGCCCCAGUGUUUUUUUUUUUAUUCAUACUAUAAAAAGUUCCUCCACUCUUUGAAAGUAAGAGUGUUAUGUCUGUACAAAUUCUUUUAAAUAAACAUUUGUUCAUUGAAGUGAAUGCUGACAAUUGUAAGUACCAAGUAAUAGAAAAGAUACAGUGACUUUUCCCUUUCUGGGUAGCUCUUAACUUUUACUCACUCAACCCUGUAAGUAAAGGAACCAAACAUACCAGUGCACAAUAAUUUAUUAUUGUUAUAAUUCUCAUUUAUUCACUAUUUACACUGUGCCAGAUCUCUGCAAGAUGUUUUAUGUACAUGAUUGUAUUGAAUUUUUAAAACAAUCUUUCAAGCUAAGUAUUUUUAUUACCAUUUUCCAAAAAGGUAAACCAAAGCGCAGAGAAAUUAAAUAACUUGCCCAGAGUUGAAUAACUGGUAAGAUACUAAAUA
Messenger RNA from Mustela erminea (ermine), 2458 nucleotides. It is a transcript of the gene ZC4H2, whose product is annotated as zinc finger C4H2-type containing. Gene Ontology annotation, biological process: positive regulation of neuron differentiation. Gene Ontology annotation, cellular component: nucleus. The coding region runs from base 140 to 814 and encodes 224 amino acids. The record is from RefSeq and is a predicted model, not a curated record. NCBI's taxonomy places the organism in Eukaryota, Metazoa, Chordata, Mammalia, Carnivora, Mustelidae. The transcript is spliced from 5 exons.